UAUAUAUAACUAAUAACUUCUCAAACUUCACAUUCUGAAUUCCAACUAAGAUAUUCUUAUAUGAAAUUACAAUAUUGCUUUAUUUUAUUAUAAAGUUAAAAGAAUAAACAUAGAAAUAUUGUUAGUUUUGUUACAUAUUAGUUUAGUUCAACUUUAAGUGAUUAGAUUAAAAUAGCGAAAUUCAUAGAUAAAACAAUGUCUACUUCAUGACAUUUUCCAAAAUAAUACACGUUAAUUUGAAUAAUUUUCAAUGUCUUUAACCGGAGGAAUAAAAGAGGAAAAACCCAUGUGCAACGGUGAUAAGGGUCGUAUCGUAGACAAACACACGCGUAUCGACCAAACACUUGUCAUCAUCAAACUCCUAUAAAAACCUACAACACCUUAUUCAUCAUCUUCAGCUUCAUUAAAGCUUUUAUUUCUCAACAUUCUUCAUAUAACUAAAAGAUUCAAAGAGAGAAAGAUAGAGAUGGAUGGUAGGGGAGGAUGUUGCAUAGCUAGAUAUGGCGGUUACGGUGGUCGCUACGGUCUUUCCAAAGCGGACCGAAUCAUGCUCCGGUUCCGUCCUAUUGCUCCUAAACCGGCCAGCGACGGCGGAGGUACAUCUCCCGGCGCUGGAAAGUAUGGUUCCACUACAACGAGUGGUGGCAGCUCUGAUGUUUCCUGUAAACCCGGGAGAGGAAAGAGGAAGUAUCCGAAGGACAGUUCAGGUGGUAACUCCCGGCGGUGCAACCGCAGAAAGGUUUCCGACAGAGGCGUUGCUGCUGCUACAGCGGCGGUUACGCUGUCUCUUUUACCAGAGACGCCUGAUAAAAGAGCUUUUCCAGAUCUGAACGUUUCUCCGGUGGAGAAUGAUCAGAAGCGAAACGGUCCGUUGUGGCUGAGUUUCAGCGGCGGAGACCAUGGGAUGCUAACGCCGUACAAGAGUGCCGAGAUAUCACGAAGGGCGGUGGUGGUCUCGUCGUGUGUGACGGUUGAGCGUGUGACCGACGCUUGGAUCAACGGUCAGGGGUUGGGGAGGACAGAUGAGGAGAAGAAAAUAAAUCUUGCGAGGGACACGUGUCCUGGGUUUAUAUCGGACGGUGUAGGAAGAGUCACGUGGACCAAUGAGGCGUAUAGGAAGAUGGCCAAGGAAGGUGCACCGGGCAUGAGCUAUGAUAAUUUUCACGUGAACGUAAGGUUGGUGAUGAAGGAGAGGCCGAUGCUUACGUACCCGGCGUUCACAUGCAGAGUGAGACUACAGUUCACGUGUCAAGAUCGUGAAAGAAGAUCAGUCACGGUGCCUUGUGACGUGUGGAGGAUGGACGGUGGAGGGUUUGCGUGGAAGCUUGACGUUAAGGCCGCUUUGUGCCUGUAAUGUGUACUGGUCGCCGUCGGAUUCACAAUGCUGACCAUCGAUGAACGGUCCCGAUCAUAUACACAGGCUUCCAUAGGACUAAAUAAAGCAAGUGCUAAACUUUGGUUAUUUUUAUUUUCACCUUGAACAUAUGUUCCUUUUUUUUAGUUCGCUUGUUUGUUAUGGUAAUGGUUAUCUCUCUCUUGGCCUAUGAUGCUAGUUUGCUAAUCUCAGAUUAAUGUUUUAAAGUUAAAAGUUGUAUAUACUUUUGCAUUUUGAUAAACUUAUGGGUUUUUCAUUUUUUUUCCGUCAACAAUAUUUUCAUUAAACUAACUCAAUGGACUGUUUUACAAAAUUUGAAACGUUACAAACAAGAUCCAACAACAUACAAUCCAAGUGAAGCCCUACAAAAUAUAUAGGCCAAAACAUGAAGUUCGAUUUCUGAUUGCUGUUUUUCCACGCAUCGCUUGUUGAAGAAACUAAAGACACGUAUUGAUGAAAGUAUCUGACAUGCGAGACGGCAACUCGUCCGCCAGGUGUCUUCCGCACCGAUCCUCCAUUUUUUUGCUUCUCACCACCGUAGAUUCGCUAAAAACGCCAAAAUCUUCUUACUCCACUUCUGCUCCAACCUUUGUUUGAGUUCUUAGAUGUUCGUCCACCACAGAUUGUAAUUCCAAGAUAGCUUGAUUUGACCGACAAGAGAUCUUUUGCUGGACCGUCUUCAAAGAAAAGACAUGCUCUACUAAAUCUCCGACAAAGCUAACUGACAUCAAUCUAACACCAUCAUUUCCUUUUCGCUAUCUACCACCAUCAUUAACUUUUACUGAAGAGCAUUAGUUAAGUGCAUAUCGUUGAAUAAAGAGAGAACCCGUCCCAAACAAAUUCAGUCUAGCAAGUUCUUGCACAAGAGAAGAGUAUUAAAAUUCACAAGAUCUGGUGAUGACUGGCCUUUAUUAGAUCACUUCAAAAGAUAUCGCCUAGCCAAGAAGAGAACAUCCCGAAAUCCCUAAGAGCACCCGCAACGCGGGUUCGUGAUGCAUCCUAAGCGCGAUAACUUAGGUAAAAGCAAUUAAAAAAAUAAUUUUAAAAUGUCGUAACCGAAGGAUUGAUCCUAAAUUAAGGGGUUUAAGGAUCAAAUCCUUAAUGACGUGGCAAGGCGGGAGUGGUCGUGGUAGGGGUUGUGUUUCGUAUGUGGAAAAAAACAUUCAUUCUCUUUCUCCGUCUCGAAAAAAAAACUCUCCCGAAGGCGAAAGGCGAUUCAGAGAUCGUGAAACGGUGAAGGUAAAUCGCGUGCUCUUAACUCAAUAUUUUUGGAUUAGGUGUUGAUGCAUGUUGAUUAAGUCAGUUCUAGGGUUCUAUCGUGUGGUAAAAAUCGAUUUUAGGUUUCAAAUCGAAUUGGGGAUUUUUUUCGAUUUACGGUUUUCGUCUAGGUUUGUUAUUUUCUGCAUCUAGAAUCGGUUCUUUGUUGUUUGAGAGUUCUAUCGUAUGGUUUUAAUAGAUAUAGGGUUUGAAAUUGAGUUGGGAUUGACUUCUGGAUUGAUUUACGUUCCGUGAAGAGUUAUAAAUAAUUAUACGGUUCGAGAUUGAUUUGUAAAUCGAUUACGGGUUCGGGAUAGUCGAAACCAUUUGUGUUAAGCUAUCCUUAUAGCUAAUUAUGAAUCUGAUAACAUGAUUUUCCUUGCAGGUUUUGAAAUGGAGGAAGAACUUCGAGAUAAGAAAGCACAGAAAGAGUACUACAACAUGAUCGAUUUUGUUGCAAAUGUGCAACAGGGGAUUCCCAAAAUUUGCCCCUGUGGAUCAAUCACGAAAGAAACCGUUGAUGAAGAUGAUACGUACGACUACCUCCCGGGAAAAAGAUACUUUAUCUGCAAAGACUUUGAGGUAUGUACUGUAAUUAAUCUGGUUAUUUUUAUGGUUCAUAUUCUGACAAAUGUUUAUCUUUUUUUGCAGAAUGAUGGGCUGCAUUUCAGGCAACCAUGGGUUACGGCUAUUCAUGAAGAAGUUGAGAGGCUCAAAGAACGGUAUCACGAGCAGGCGAAGCUUCUGAGAGAGUGCCAGGCACUUAAGGUGAGUGAUGAGUGAUCUGUUAUGUCUUUAGGACUUUACUUAUAUGUGGGUAGGACUAUAGUUCUGUAAUAACUGUAUGAUGUAUGUUCAGGACCAGGUGAGAAUGCUGCAGGACGAGGUGAGAAUGCUGCUUAUGCGUGUGGCUGAACUCGAGAGAGCCCUCUGAGGUUAGUGGAUUAAAUUAUCCUUCAUCUCUGCCUCGUGUGAAAUUAGUAGGAGUUUGCAUUGAAACAUAAGUUAGUAGUUAGCAAAUAAUAAAUAUUUAGUGACUUCAUUAAAUCUCGUUUUCAAACGAAAACUUCAUUAACUCACUCUCUAGCUGUUAUGAUAGGACAGUUAGCAAAUAAUAUCCAUACUGCUUCAUUAAAUCUUGCUUUUAAACGAAAACUUCAUUAACUCACUCUCUAGCUGUUAUGAUAGGACAGUUUCCUACUAGGAUUAAAUAGAGUUGAACUAAAGAUCCCUAUUUAAUCUUCUGCGUUUCUACAAGAGAAACACAGAGUGAAAUCCAAAAAUGGAAAACUCCACUUGCUUUGUAAACCUUUUAGCUAGCCAAGGGUGUGUUGAGCUUGACUCAUCGGAACCCCUUUGCUUUAACAGCCAAUGUUCCGAUGAGUCUACUGUCAAAGAGAGGAAGAAAUGGACACCAAAGGAGGAUAUAAUCCUCAUUGGUGCUUGGCUCAACACCAGCAAAGACCCUAUAGUCGGGAAUGAACAAAAAGCUGGUAAGUUCUGGCAGAGGAUUGUACAGUCCUCAGCUGGUUGGGACAAUCCCAAGAGAACUUGGGCAAUGCAAGAAAAGAUGAGCUAGGAUCAAUGAUUUGGUGUGUAAAUUUUCGGGCUGCUACGAGAUGGCAUUGAGGGAGCAGAGAAGCGGGCAAAAUGACAACGAUGUGAUGAAGGCUGCUUUGGAUAUCUUCUACAAUGACCACGGCAGUAAGUUCAACUUGGAACAUGCGUGGAGGGAGCUUCGACAUGAUGUGAAAUGGUGCUCCACCUAUCUCGAGAAGGAGAGCGGUCGGGAGAAGCGCAAAGCAGUUGCUUCUGAUGCUCAAGGGUCAUUCGCGGAGCCAGAAGAAAGACCCAUAGGAGUUAAGGCAGCUAAGGCUGGUAGCAAGAAGAAGAAAAGUGGAAAAGAAGAAGAAUUGGGAAAGAUAGAAGGACUGUUGGCGCUCAAAAAACAAAUCUCUAGACAGAAUGUACUAGAGAGUUUACUUGCAAAGACUGAGCCACUAGAUGGUGGAAUUAGCUCUGAAAAUGAAACUUAUGUCUGAAAUGAUGUGAUGAUUGUUAGCUCUAACUUUAGUACACAUUUGCUGUUCGUUUCACUAUGUUUAAUCAUCUCAUUUUCUCUAUUUCAGGUGAUGUACAAGACCAUGUGCCUGACGAAGACAAAAGCUGCUGUCUCUUCCUUAUGUAUUCACGGGAUGCUUGUUUUUUUUUCUUAUUUUUCCAUGUGAACCUAGUCACGGGUACUUUGUCUGUUUAUUAGCUUCGUAUUUCUUGCCUUUAUAAGUCUGGUUGUAGAUUCGGCGAAGAGCUAUCUCAUUUGCUCUUCUUGUACUAAAAACUUGUUAUGAUGAAAUUUUAAUUUCGAGUAUCUGCGUUUCAUCAACCCUUCCCUUCAUAUUUGUAUGCUCACGGCAGGUAUUGUCACUGGUUUGUGUUGCCAGUAUGAUAGUAGAGUUUUGUGUUGCUUCUCAAAAUACCAAUUCACUAAACAAUUUGACUGAAUUGGCGUCUUUUAUAUUAAGUCUUGAACGUUUCUUUGUAUCAAAUCUUUAUGAGUUUUAUUAGUAACGCCUGAGCUUAGCUAGUUUCUCGUAUCAAAUCUUUAGUAGGCUUGAAUCCACCAUCGAAUAUUUGAUAUUGUAUAAGGUUGAUACAAUGAUUGACAACCUAGAAUUAGAUGAUUCUGAUAUAUAAGGUUGAUAUAAUGGUCCAACUAUUCGUAUUUGUUCAUGAUUGACAACCUAGAAUUAGAUGAUUCUGAUAUAUAAGGUUGAUAUAAUGGUCAAAAUAUGAAAACAUGGGGAGUCAACGGUCGACAUAUAUCAAACUUUGUGUUUUUAUGUCUCCUAAUGUGUACGCACAAUUAUGGUUUUGGUUUUAACAAACUUUCUUUUUUAGAUUUAAGAAAGGAUAGUGAAAUAUAAGAGAUGAAGUAGAUCGAAGAUUAUAUGCGGUUUUGGAUGAGGCGGUCGAUGAAUAUAUUGAGGAUACAUUCAACAACAUCGUCGAAAAUCGAACAGUCAAACCGAAGAAACGUGCAUAUGUCGAACGAAACCGCGAAGAGGGCCACAACCGUCUAUGGAAUGAUUACUUCCGUGAAGAUUCCACAUUUCCGGCUCAUUUUUUCAGACGCCGUUUCCGCAUGAACAAGGAAGUAUUCUUGCGUAUUGUCAAUCGCCUCUCCGAAAAUGUUACAUUUUUUCAGCAAAGAAGAGAUGCUGUCGGACGGUUAGGUCUAUCUCCACUACAAAAGUGUACGGCAGCUAUUCGUAUGCUUGCUUAUGGCUGCGCGGCGGACGCCACAGACGAAUAUCUCCGACUUGGUGAAAGCACAUCACUUUCGUGUUUAACUAAUUUUACAGAAAGCGUAAUACAAUUAUUUGGAGAAGAGUAUAUACGAAGACCCACUACAGAAGAUCUUCAACGACUACUCGACAUUGGAGAAAUACAUGGCUUUCCUGGAAUGGUUGGAAGCAUCGAUUGUAUGCAUUGGGAGUGAAAAAAUUGCCCAACUGCUUGGAAAGGACAGUACACACGUGGAUCAGGAAAGCCGACAAUUGUCUUGGAGGCUGUCGCUUCACAAGAUCUUUGGAUAUGGCACGCUUUUUUUGGUCCACCUGCAGGUACCUUAAACGAUAUUAACGUCCUCGAUCGGUCACCUAUUUUUGAUGACAUUUUACAAGGUCGAGCUCCAAGGGUACAAUACGUGGUCAACGGACACCAAUAUGAUAUGGCGUACUACCUCACUGACGGUAUAUAUCCAAAAUGGUCAACAUUUAUCCAAUCUAUAUCACUUCCUCAAGGUCCUAAAGUAGAGUUAUUUGCUAAAGUUCAAGAAUCAACCCGAAAAGAUGUGGAGCGGGCUUUUGGAGUAUUGCUAUCUCGAUUUGCAAUAGUGAAAAACCCGGCUAUUUUGUGGGACAAGAAACAAAUAGGGAUGGUUAUGCGAACAUGUAUCAUACUUCACAAUAUGAUAGUAGAAAAUGAACGCAAUGGAUACACUCAGUAUGAUACAUCUGAAUUUGAAGAAGGAACCUCGACCAGAAGUUCGAAUGUGGAUGCACCCAAUACUUCCGAGAUGCCUCCAAAUCUCGCUAAUAUGCUUCUUAUACGGACUCAUCUUCGUGAUAGAAAGUUACAUGAACGAUUGAAAAAUGAUUUGGUAGAAAAUAUUUGGAACAAGUUUGGUAAUGAUGAAGAUGAAUAAUUAUUGUAUGUUUGCAUUUAAUCAUUCAAUAAAUGAAUUUUCAAUU
This is a messenger RNA of Brassica rapa (field mustard), 6885 nucleotides long. RefSeq lists its product as uncharacterized. NCBI's taxonomy places the organism in Eukaryota, Viridiplantae, Streptophyta, Magnoliopsida, Brassicales, Brassicaceae. The record is from RefSeq and is a predicted model, not a curated record.